Messenger RNA from Mastomys coucha (southern multimammate mouse), 2882 nucleotides. RefSeq names its product mitochondrial translational initiation factor 2 (gene Mtif2). Lineage: Eukaryota; Metazoa; Chordata; Mammalia; Rodentia; Muridae. Gene Ontology annotation, molecular function: GTPase activity; GTP binding; translation initiation factor activity. Bases 682 to 2865 code for a protein of 727 amino acids. The record is from RefSeq and is a predicted model, not a curated record. Gene Ontology annotation, biological process: translational initiation. The transcript is spliced from 14 exons.
GCCCACCCCGUUUGAGCUCUCCACAGCCACCUUGCGUCGCUUCCUUCCAGCUAGAUACACGCGUGCUUGAAGAACACGUCCUCCCUGGGGAAGGGAGGGAACUGCAGAGCGCCCCCUCCCCACUGCAGGCCACCGGCCGAAGGCCGCAGGUUACAGGACCAGCCACGGCCGGCCUCCACCCGCCAGACAACUCGGCUGUCCACGGGGGAAGCUGCUUCCGGCGGCACCGGAAGCACGACGGGGACCUUACGGAAGGCACGGACUGAGGGACUCAUAGUUCUCCUGGGCCCAGAGGGCGACCUCGCCUGGGAGCUGAGUGAGUGGGGUCUCUGCGCUAGGGUGGUCGCGAGUGCCAGUGUCACUUGCUGCGGCUUCCGUGCCCACGAGCGCCCAGGUGCGCUCCCCGGUAGUAUGCGUGGCGGCGGCAGUGUUUGAUUUUUCACAACGACUUCUUUUUUUCCUUUCUAAAACCUCUUACUGGUCCAUUCAGACAUUUCCCUUAAUGCAGCUACGCAUUUGCAGCCUAAGCACCCUCUCCUCCGCUAUGGGAAUUGUCAGCCUGAGUUCUCGGUUGCCGCUAAGCUUGUGGCAGUAGGAUUGACCCCUUCUGGAUUCCACCGUCCACUGCAAAGUGAGAGGCGUUGGGAUAUUUAACGAUCAAGGUUUUAUUCCAGGAGAAAUAUGAACCAGAAGCUACUGAAGUUGGAAAACUUGCUACAAUUUCACACUAUUUGUAGGCAGUUGCACGGCCUACGUCAGAGAAGACUCUUAGCAUGGUGGAGGCAUGGGUUUGCACCAGCUUCCCCAGUGUGGACAGAUCUGCUGGGUGCCCGGCCCUGGCAGACAGACACGCUCAUUGGUUCAGCUUUGCAUCAGCACAGGCUUCUUGUAACAAAGAAGGAAAAAAGACCACCAAGACCUCAGUUGUCUCCAGUAAAAACUAAAAAAGAGGUAGAAGUAUGGGUUGGAAUGACUGUUGAAGAACUAGCCAGAGCCAUGGCAAAAGAUAUAGAUUGUGUAUAUGAAGCUCUACUGAACACGGCCAUUGACAUAGAUUCACUAGAAGCAAACUCACGUUUAGACGACGUCUGGAUCAAAGAAGUUAUAAAGAAGGCAGGAAUGAAGCUGAAAUGGAGCAAAUUAAAACAGGAAAGAGUUAGAGAAAAUAAAGAUGCUGUGAGAAGGCCUGGGGCAGAUCCCACCUUAUUAAAACCAAGGUCCCCAGUUGUUACUAUAAUGGGUCAUGUUGAUCAUGGGAAAACGACCUUACUUGACAAACUUCGAGAAACUCAAGUGGCAGCGAUGGAAGUCGGAGGCAUCACUCAACACAUUGGUGCUUUUCUUGUCUCUCUGCCUUCUGGAGAAAAGAUAACCUUUCUUGAUACUCCUGGACAUGCUGCCUUCUCAGCAAUGAGAGCCCGAGGAGCUCAGGUCACUGACAUUGUUGUGUUGGUUGUGGCUGCAGAUGAUGGAGUAAUGAAACAAACAGUGGAAUCCAUUCAGCAUGCCAAAGAUGCAGAAGUUCCUAUUAUCCUUGCAAUAAAUAAGUGUGACAAGACAGAUGCUGAUCCUGAAAAGGUGAAAAAAGAGCUCCUAGCUUAUGAUGUGGUAUGUGAAGAGUAUGGCGGUGAUGUUCAAGCGGUGCACGUCUCUGCGCUUACAGGAGAUAACCUGAUGGCUUUGACAGAGGCAACAAUUGCUCUCGCAGAAGUGUUGGAACUGAAAGCAGAUCCCACGGGUCCAGUGGAAGGAACAGUAAUAGAGUCUUUCACAGACAAAGGAAGAGGUCCUGUUACAACAGCUAUAAUUCAAAGAGGAACUCUGAGAAAAGGCUCAAUUCUAGUUGCUGGAAAGAGUUGGGCAAAAGUUCGACUAAUGUUUGAUGAAAAUGGAAAAACACUUAAUGAGGCCUAUCCUGGCAUGCCAGUGGGAAUCAUAGGCUGGAGAGACCUCCCUUCUGCAGGAGAUGAAAUUCUUGAAGUAGAAUCUGAGCCAAGGGCCCGUGAAGUUGUUGAAUGGAGGAAGUCUGAGCAAAAAGAAGAAAAAGGCAAAGAUGACCUGAAAAUAAUGGAAGAAAAGCGAAAAGAACACCAAGAAGCCCAUUGGAAAGCCCGUGAGAAGUAUAGGAGUCUGAACUGGAAGGAGAGAUCAUAUAAAAAGCACCUUGAAAGAAAGGAACAGAAACUCUUAAAGCCCAAAGAAAAGACAAAAAGGGACUCAAAUGUGCUUCCUAUUAUUAUUAAAGGUGAUGUUGAUGGGUCUGUGGAGGCCAUAUUGAACCUGCUGGAUACCUAUGAUGCUUCCCACGAAUGUCAACUAGAAUUAGUGCAUUUUGGACUGGGUGACAUCAGUGAAAAUGAUGUUACCUUUGCUGAGACAUUUGAUGGUGUUAUUUAUGGUUUUAAUGUGAAUGCAGGCAGUGCUAUUCAGCAGUCAGCUGCACAAAAGGGAGUUAAGAUUAAACUUCACAAAAUCAUCUACCAUCUUAUUGAAGAUUUGCAGGAGGAACUAAGCAGCAGAUUGCCCCACAGGCUGGAAGAGUACCCAAUAGGUGAGGCUUCUAUACUAGCUACCUUCACUGUAACAGAAGGAAAGAAAAAAAUUCCUGUUGCUGGCUGCAGAGUUCAAAAGGGACAAAUAGAAAGACAGAAGAAGUUUAAAUUAAUCCAAAACGGCCAAGUUAUUUGGAAGGGCUCAUUAACCUCACUGAAACACCAUAAAGAUGACAUUUCGGUUGUAAAGACUGGUAUGGACUGUGGUCUUAGUUUAGAUGAAGAAAAAGUAGAAUUCAAAGUGGGAGAUCAAGUCAUUUGUUAUGAAGAAAAUAAAGUUCCAACUAAGACUUCUUGGGAUCCAGGAUUUUAAAAAGCACAUUAAAAAUG